Messenger RNA from Erythranthe guttata (spotted monkey flower), 1261 nucleotides. Its product is annotated as transcription factor bHLH130. The record is from RefSeq and is a predicted model, not a curated record. NCBI's taxonomy places the organism in Eukaryota, Viridiplantae, Streptophyta, Magnoliopsida, Lamiales, Phrymaceae. Gene Ontology annotation, cellular component: nucleus. Gene Ontology annotation, biological process: regulation of transcription by RNA polymerase II. Gene Ontology annotation, molecular function: protein dimerization activity; DNA-binding transcription factor activity, RNA polymerase II-specific; RNA polymerase II cis-regulatory region sequence-specific DNA binding.
UUCGGAAGCAUUGUUAUCAACUGUGAAUUCGAUGCCUAAUAAUAUAUUUGCCACCAUAAAUCCAAACCCUAGAGGAGAACACCACCACUUUCCAUUAAUGGAAUCCCAAAAUAAUUCUGGGCUGCUGAGAUUUAGGUCUGCUCCCACUUCUUUUCUUGCAGAUUUGGCUGAAAAGAGUGCUCAUGUAAUGGAUAUUAAUAUUGAUGAUAAUAAUAGUUGUAAUAAGGGUGUUUCUGGUAAUUAUACUAGAUUUCCUGCUGCCAUGAAUUCACAGCUGCCACCUCAGUAUCCAAGGCAUCAAAGUGGCGGCGGCGGCGGUGGUGGUGAAUUAGGGUCUUUGUCGGUGGGUGGUGGUGGUGGUGGUGGUGGAUUUGGUCUUGUCAGGCAGAAUAGCUCACCUGCUGGAUUGCUCUCUCAAAAUGGCUACGCCGGGGUAAGAAAUCACACGAACUUCCCAUCCGUGACGCCGUCGUCAUCUCCCUUGGGAUUAUUGUCUCGAAUCAAAGAGGUCGAAAACGAACACGGCGGGCCCCACAGCCCACAUUACACAAAGGUGGGAAAUAGCGGUGGUGACAAUUUAUUUUCCACUACUUCUGGAUUCCCAUUUGCUUCUUGGAACGACUCUUCGUAUUUUGCAGAAACGAACUUCACCAGUGGCAUCAAAACGGAGGUGGAUAACGAUCCCAAGCCAAUUUUUAUUACCGAGAACGAGGAGCUUAUAAGAAAUAGGCCGUAUAGUUUGUCGCACCACUUAAGCCUACCCAAGACUAAUUCGUCGGAAAUUGCAAAUAUGGAGAAGCUGUUAAUGCUUCAAGAUUCCGUUCCGUGCAAGAUUCGUGCAAAGCGCGGCUGUGCUACUCAUCCACGGAGUAUUGCCGAGAGGGUGAGAAGAACUAGAAUUAGUGAAAGAAUGAGGAAAUUGCAGGAGCUUGUUCCAAACAUGGAUAAGCAAACCAACACAGCAGAUAUGUUAGAUUUGGCUGUGGACUACAUUAAAAGCCUACAAAAACAGUACAAGAUACUUGGCGAUAGUCGAGCAAAUUGCAAAUGCUCGGCUUCUCAGAAGGUAAUUUUAAAUCAAACACACUGAUCGACUUCUCGCGCCCGUAAUCGAGAAAAAUCGAGGAGAUGAAGAAGAAAAUAUUAGUUACAUUAGGAUAUGUAUAUCCAACUCUGUAUAGGGGGUGUGAACAAUUACAUUUUCUUAUUGUAUGGAAUAUAGUUCAUAAUUAUUAUUAAUUAAUUAUAUGAUCUAGUUAAA